AUGCGGGUAUCGCUUGAUCGCGCCCACAUCUCGUUCGAUGCACCAGUUGAAGAGGCCGAAACGCUUCUAGGUGCGGAAUUUCAUCUUCUCUCGUCGGGCGAGGAGGUGCAGAUCGUCUCCGAGGCGUACUCGUUGCCCGAGAGCAUUUCAAAACUCGUCGACUUUGUUAUGCCGGCACUGCAUCCCGCGUCAUUCGCGCACUUCACUCCGGAUUCCUCUCCCGUCAACCUCUCCAGUGCCAAGAUACAGGCCCGUCAAAGUGUGGCAAUCGACUGCUUCCGCUUUAUGAGCCCUCAUUGUUUGCGUCAACUCUACGGCAUUGAUGACGGCGCAGGAGUGACGCCCCACCCGAACAACUCGUUUGGUUUCUUCACACCGUCAUAUUCCACCUGGCUUCCUGAGGACAUGCGAUCAUUCUUCGCCUCUCUCGAGCCUAGACUCACGGGAGAGGAGCCCGUCGUUAUGCCUAUCAAUGGCGGGUACCGGUAUUUCGAGAAAAUCCUCUCGUUCAAUCUAGAGCCCAACUUAGACUACCAGUACGGCAUGGCCAUGGCCUAUCCGCAACCAGUCACCAACAUCCAGGUCGGAGACAUGUACCAGAUUGGGAAUCUAAAUAACAUGCUGGCGGCGUUUGAUGAAACCUACUGCACGGCUCUAGACCCCAAUUUUGACCCCAUAUUCCCGGGCCCCGGUGAGGAAACUGCUUCCGAUUGCGGCACGCGCACACCUCCACGCGUGAUUGGCAUCGCCUAUGCUUGGAACGAGGCACAGUUCUCCAACACUUACCUCGAGCGCCAGUGCCUAGAGUUUUUGAAGUUGGGCCUCCAAGGCGUCACCGUCUUGACCGGAUCCGCAGAUCGGGGCACCGCCGAUCAGCUCGGUGGGUGUGUUGACCCCGACUCGGGCAGUUGGAAUGCCACCGAGGGCCAUUUCUCGCCCGUCUUUCCCGCGUCGUGUCCCUGGGUGACAACCGUUGGGGGAACGCAGCUACUUCCGACGGGGAAUAGCACUUGGUCAGAGGGGACCCCGUUCCCUGGGGAAACCUCCAUGGAUUACGAGGGCACGCAGUCGGGCGGGGGCUUUAGCCGGCUCUUCCCCGCACCCUGGUACCAAGCGCAUCAUACCAAGGAAUAUAUCUCUAGCUCUGACACUGCCCAAGAAUUAAGCAGUAGCGGCUACUUCAACUCCCGUGGCAGGGGUUACCCAGAUGUCUCAGCCAUGGGAGUAAACUAUCUCGUCAACAUUCACGGUGCUUUCCGAGCAGUUAGGGGUACCUCGGCAUCCACCCCACUCGUGGCCUCCAUGCUUACCAAAAUCAACCAGGAACGACUAGAUAAUGGGAAAAGUACCGUUGGCUUCGUAAAUCCCGUAUUAUACGGCCUGGGCAAGAAGUUUGCUAGGGACGUAACAAAGGGUAGAAAUGGGGGAUGUGGCGUUGAGACCGCAUUCGAGGCAGCGGGUGGGUGGGAUGCCGUUACCGGGAUCGGAUCGUUGGACUACCCUAAGCUCAAGGCCCUGUAUAUGUCACUUCCAUAA
Parascedosporium putredinis is the source of this 1536-nucleotide messenger RNA. NCBI's taxonomy places the organism in Eukaryota, Fungi, Ascomycota, Sordariomycetes, Microascales, Microascaceae. The record is from the annotation of a GenBank genome assembly.